Molecule: messenger RNA, 351 nt
Organism: Iphiclides podalirius (scarce swallowtail)
Lineage: Eukaryota; Metazoa; Arthropoda; Insecta; Lepidoptera; Papilionidae
Source: the annotation of a GenBank genome assembly
AUGAAUGCGCCACCUACAUUUGAAUCAUUUCUUUUAUACGACGGUGAAAAGAAAGUUCAAAAAGAAGAAGACACAAAAGUUACCAAUGCUGCUAUAUUUACUGUCAACAAAGAAGAUCAUUCACUGGGUAACAUGAUAAGACACCAACUUUUAAAGGAUCCAAAAGUACUUUUUGCUGGAUACAAAGUGCCACAUCCACUCGAACAUAAAUUUGUCUUGCGUAUCCAGACAACAUCUGACUACACACCUCAAGAGGCGUUUAUGAAUGCACUUACAGACCUAACAUCAGAACUAUCUUUAUUUGAGGAGCGGUUUAAGGAAGCAAUUAAGGAGAAGAAAGAUGGGUUGGAU